This is a messenger RNA of Oldenlandia corymbosa var. corymbosa, 3022 nucleotides long. The record is from the annotation of a GenBank genome assembly. Lineage: Eukaryota; Viridiplantae; Streptophyta; Magnoliopsida; Gentianales; Rubiaceae.
CAGUUUCCGGAGCGCCUUUAUGUGCAUAUUUGACGAAGAGAGAGAAAGGAAUCCACAUCCUCACCUCAAUGGCGACCACCACCACCACCACCACGGCGCACGCCGCCUUCCUCACCAGCCCAACAAAUAAAACUCCGAUCUCCGAUAAAGCUUCACUUACUUCCUCCUCCAUUAAUAACAAGCGAAAUCACAGCCAAUUAAGCGAUCCAAAUUCAGCCGCCCGAACCCGUGCCGACUUCAAGACCCGGUUCGAAGCCUACAAUCGCCUCCAGUCUGCCGCCGUUGCCUUCGGCGAGAAACUCCCCAUUCCUGAGAUUGUUGCCCUAGGCGGUCAGUCCGAUGGGAAGAGCUCUCUUCUCGAAGCCCUCCUUGGUUUUCGGUUCAACGUCCGGGAAGUUGAGAUGGGGACCCGACGACCUCUUAUACUUCAGAUGGUCCAUGAUCCUACUGCUUUGGAACCUCGUUGCCGUUUUCAGGAGGAGGAUUCGGAGGACUAUGGGAACCCUAUCUCUUCGGCAUCUGCUAUAGCUGAUACUAUAAAGCUUCGGACCGAGGCACUUUUGUCAAAGACCAAUACUGCUGUUUCUUCGAAGCCGAUUGUGAUGAGAGCAGAAUAUGCGCAUUGUCCUAACCUGACUAUCAUUGACACCCCUGGGUUUGUUCUCAAGGCUAAGAAAGGUGAACCAGAGAGUACGCCGCAAGAGAUUUUGGCAAUGGUGAAGUCUCUUGCUAGCCCUCCUCAUCGCAUCCUCUUGUUCCUUCAGCAAAGCAGUGUUGAGUGGUGCUCAUCACUAUGGCUGGAUUCAAUUCGAGAAAUUGAUCCAACAUUCCGUAGGACUAUAAUUGUUGUCUCAAAGUUUGAUAACAGGCUAAAGGAGUUUGGUGACCGUUGGGAAGUUGAUCGCUAUUUGAGUGCUAGUGGCUACCUUGGGGAGAACACGCGGCCUUUCUUUGUGGCCUUGCCAAAGGAAAGAAGUGCAGUAUCAAAUGAUGAAUUUCGCAGGCAAAUUUCCCAGGUCGAUGCAGAAGUUCUAUGCCAUCUGCGUAGUGGUGUUAAAGGUGGCUUUGACGAGGAAAAAUACAGGUCACAUAUCGGGUUCGGUUGCCUAAGAGAAUUUUUGGAAACUGAACUACAAAGGAGAUACAAAGAAGCUGCCCCAGCUACAUUGGCAUUGCUUGAACAGCGCUGCGGUGAGGUUACUGAUGAACUAGCCAGGAUGGAUUCCAAGAUAAAAUCGACUUCUGAUGUUGGUCAUCUUCGGAGAUCUGCCAUGUUGCACGCUGCUUCUAUAUGUAAUCAUAUGGGGGCCCUGAUUGAUGGAGCAGCAGAUCCUGAUCCUGAGCAGUGGGGAAAGACAACUGAUGAGGAGCGGUUAGAGAGUGGAAUUGGUAGUUGGCCUGGUGUUAUAGCAGAUAUAAAGCCUCCAAAUGCUUCCUUACGACUGUAUGGAGGAGCUGCUUUUGAGAGAGUGAUGCAUGAAUUUCGAUGCGCUGCAUAUUCCAUUGAAUGCCCUCCAGUUUCAAGGGAAAAGGUGGCAAACAUAUUACUUGCACAUGCUGGCCGGGGAGGGAGUAGAGGAAUUACAGAGGCAGCUGCAGAGAUAGCACGUGCUGCUGCACGGUCGUGGCUUUCUCCUCUUCUUGAUACAGCAUGUGAUCGACUUGGUUUUGUUUUGAGCAAACUUUUUGAUUUAGCUGUUGAGAGAAAUCAUCUCCAUGAUACUGAAUAUGGUUUGAAAGCUGAAGAUAUGGUUGGAUAUGUUGGUUUCUAUGCUGCUCUGAGGCACUCAUACAACCGCUUUGUACGAGAUCUGGCCAAACAGUGCAAGCAACUAAUUAGACACCAUCUUGAUUCAGUUACAAGCCCAUACUCUCAAGUCUGCUACGAGAAUGAUAUCUUUGGUAGUUCGAGUUCAUGUGUCAGGUCAUUCUACCAAGCUUCUCCUAGUUCUUUUGCACUUGAGCUAUCUGAUGUGGCACCUUCAUUGCGCAAUGCACUCGUAAGUAAUCAAGAAAACAUACCCCCAGAGAAAAAUGUCCAGGAAAGAACCACACCAGGAAGAGGUGAAGAAGGUAGAGAAACUCUCCGGGAAUGCCAAAUGACUGUGCCUGAGACCCCUUCACCUGAGCAGCCAGGUGGUGGAAAUUAUGCUGUUAAAAAGGAACUUGCAAACUGCAUUGAGAUUGGAGGAAAGAAACGCCACCCUAGAGUAGCAGGAAACAACAGGAACGCUGACCAUUUAAGGGGUCAAAUCAAUGAUUCCUUGUUUGGAAAUGGAGAUAUUGUUGGCAAAUCAGGCUCUGCUUACUCAGAUAUAUGCUCAUCAGCUGCAAGGCAUUUUGCUCGAAUGAGGGAAGUAUUGGUUGAACGAAGUGUGGCGUCAACUUUAAAUUCCAGUUUCUUGACCCCUUGGUAAAUUUAUAGGCUCUACUUUAUGUCUUAUAUUCAGUGGACUCAAAACUUUUGUAUUUAUCUGUUUCCUUUGCUAAUUGUUACAGUCGAGAGAGGCUUAUUGUAGCACUUGGACUGGAGUUAUUUGCAGUGAAUGACGACAGGUUUAUGGACAUGUUUGUGGCUCCUGGAGCAAUUGAUGUUCUUCAGAAUGAGAAGGAAUCCCUCCAGAAACGUCAGAAGAUACUGCAUUCGUGCUUGAACGAAUUCAAAAAUGUUGCCAGGGCACUGUGAUUGGAAUUCUACGUAUGUAUAGCGGAACUAUGAUCUGAUGUUAGUUUUGACGGAAUUAUUGUGUGAACUGGAGGUUCACACUUAUUAGUAUCUAUAGAAGAAUAAUAGUAGUAGAACUGCUGCUUUCUUCUAUAUUUAUGUAGGAAGAAUUUGUUACCAGGGAGAAUUGAUUGUGGACAAAUUGAUGUGCCUGCUUCAUUUGAUUGUUCCAUUUAUAAACAUUGUUUCUCACAAAACUUAUACAGCUUGAUGGAAGUAGAUUGUGAUUUGGUAUAGACAAAUAAGGAGAGGUUAAACAGUAAUGGCUACCUGUUGAGAAUGUAAAUUGGGUCUUGG